Striga hermonthica is the source of this 2124-nucleotide messenger RNA. NCBI's taxonomy places the organism in Eukaryota, Viridiplantae, Streptophyta, Magnoliopsida, Lamiales, Orobanchaceae. The record is from the annotation of a GenBank genome assembly.
AUGAUGAAAACGGUGUCGCUGCGAAGAUUAUUGUGCUCUGUGCUGUUCUAUGCAAGCGCAGAGGGGCAGAGAGGCAUUUUCUCACUGAUGGUUCGCGAGAAAGAUGCGUGCUGGGAAUAUGCUGACCGACUAGAAGGCAACAAGGUCAGGUGCAAAUUCUGUGACCGAAUUCUCAAUGGCGGCAUUAGCCGCUUAAAGCACCAUCUCUCUCGACUCCCGAGCAAAGGUGUGAACCCAUGUGCCAAAGUCAGGGACGAUGUGUCCCACAAGGUGAGAGAAAUAAUCGCGCUAAAAGAUGACGGCAAGGAAAAUCCAGUUCCCAGGAGGCAAAUUUUAUCACCCGAGGUCAAAUCUCCUCCCGAGCCCCCCAUCCAAUCACAGGCGUUGAUCGCAAAACCAGUCUCAUCCAUCAUGCCUUUAACUAUUCCCCCAAGAGACGAACAUGAAAAUGCCGAGAGAUGCAUCGCCCUAUUCUUUUUCGAGAAUAAAUUGGAUUUCGGCGUUGCUCGCUCCCCGUCCUACCACCAGAUGAUCGACGCUAUAAAAAAAUGCGGGAAUAAUAGUGGGUUUGUGGGCCCCACAGUGGAAUCGUUAAGGAUGAAUUGGCUGGGGAAAAUCAAAUCCGAGAUGCAGCUGUGGUCGAAGGGCAUCGAGAAGGAGUGGGCCAUGACUGGCUGCACGGUAAUAGCCGAGACGUGGGGCGAUGGAAAGUCGAGGGCUCUGAUCAAUUUUCUCAUUUCGUCUCCUUCCGGAACCUUCUUCCACAAGUCGGUGGAUGCCUCUAUGUACUAUAAGAACGUGAAGUACCUCUCAGACCUGUUCGACUCGGUGAUUCAAGAUUUCGGGGCUGAGAAUGUGGUCCAUGUCAUAAUCGACGAUGCUUUAAACUUCCCCGGACUGGCAAACCAUAUCCUGCAGAAUUACGGGCUGGCUUUCGUUACCCCUUGCGCUUCCCAGUGCAUGAAUGGGAUAUUGGAGGAGUUCUGUAAGGUCGAUUGGGUCAAUCAGUGUAUUUUGCAAGCGCAGGCAGUUUCGAAAUACGUGUAUAACAAUUUACCCGCUCUUGAUAUGAUGAAAAAUUUCACGGGGGGACAGGAUAUUAUUAGAACCGGGGUCACCAAAUACGUCUCUAAUUUUCUCUCUUUACAGUCGAUGCUCAAGCACAAGUCGAGAUUGAAACACAUGUUCAACAGCCCCGAGUUCACGACAGAUCCCACCUUCGCGAACCGGCCCCAGACGGCAACAUGUGUCGGGAUUCUUGACGAUGGCGAGUUCUGGCGGGCGGUCGAGGAGAGCGUGGCAGUCUCCGAGCCGUUCCUGAGGGUGAUGAGGGAGGUUGCGGGUGGAAAACCGGCCGUGGGGUUUGUGUACGAGAUGAUGACACGGGCAAAAGAGUCGAUACGGACUUAUUACAUUAUGGACGAGGUGAAAUGCAAAACUUUUCUAGACAUUGUGGAUAGGAAGUGGCAGAAUAGCCUGCACUCGCCUUUGCACUCGGCGGCGGCUUUCUUGAACCCGGGUGUGCAGUAUAAUCCCGAGGUUAAGUUCCUCGGGUCGAUUAAGGAGGAGUUCUUUAGGGUGCUCGAGAAGCUUCUGCCGACACCCGAGCUGAGGCGGGACAUAACCAAUCAGAUUCUGUUGUUCACGAGGGGGAGUGGGAUGUUCGGGUGUAGCCUCGCGAAGGAGGCGAUCGAUACUGUUUCGCCUGGCAUUUGGUGGGAACAGUUUGGGGACGGGGCACCCAUGCUUCAGCGCGUGGCCAUUCGGAUACUAAGCCAAGUCUGCAGCACUUGCAAUUUCGAGAAGCAAUGGACAGCCUCCCAACAAAUCCACUCUGAGAAGCGCAACAAAAUCGACAAGGAGACUCUUAACGACUUGCUUUACGUCCAUUACAAUCUCAGGCUGGAAAAAUCCUUGAAAACAAACCACUCGGAAAAUGACCCACUUCAGAUGGAGGACUUGGAUAUGACAUCCGAUUGGGUGGAGGAGGCCGAUAGCCCGAGCCCGGUCCAGUGGCUCGACCGGUUUGGUUCGGCCCUUGAGGGUGGAGAUGUUGGGGAUCUCAACACGCGGCAGUUUAGUGCUGCUAUUUAUGGUGCGGGUGAUAAUAUUUUCAAUUUGUAG